Molecule: messenger RNA, 1780 nt
Organism: Drosophila ananassae
Lineage: Eukaryota; Metazoa; Arthropoda; Insecta; Diptera; Drosophilidae
Product: katanin p60 ATPase-containing subunit A-like 2
Exons: 1
Coding region: 318-1700 (460 amino acids)
Molecular function (GO): protein binding; ATP binding; ATP hydrolysis activity
Source: RefSeq, a predicted model, not a curated record
CGAGAGAAAUAAAACAAAUGCCAGAGCUGCGAACAAAAACUACAAACUAUACAUCAGAACACGAGAAUCUCUACAUGUAGUUACGAAUUUUCCACUCGAAGGAGAACAACUCUGAUUCUGGCUUGAAGUUUUCCCAAAAAAAAAACAAAAACAAAAAUCAGAAAAGAAAAAAGAAAAUUUUCAGAGAAAAAUAGACCAAAGACGGCCUCAAAAUUAAGACCCAGGGAAAGUACGGAGUGACGGCCACAGCGGCUGCCCAAAUCCUCUGCGAGGAUGUGAGGAACUUCAGCACCCGGCGCCGGAACAUCCUCUACCUGAUGCAUCGGUAUCUGGUGGAGAAUGGCUUCUAUUCGAGUGCCGAGGCUCUGAAGAACGAGGGCCGGCUCUCCGAGGAGUUCGAGCUGUGCGACAACAUCGAUCUGGAUGGCAUGUAUCUGGAGUACGCCAGUUUCUUCAACAUGAAGUUCGGCAAGUAUCCGAAAAUCCUCAAGAAAAUUACUCCCAAAAUCAAGGUGGAGAUGGCUGGGAAGCCGCAGCAGACCCAGCCCCAGCCCCAGCAGGCGGGCAAGGCGCCUGGGGAGAAGGAGAAGCCAACGAACAAGAUGUCCCAGCCGGAAAACUCGGUGGCCAACUGGCACAUCAGUGUGGGAGCUGCCACGGCGGCCGUGAAGCUAAAUAAUGAUCCGGAGGCGCCCUUGCAGAUCAAGAAGAUGGAGACACCGAGCGAGAGUGCGCCGGAAAACCCAAAUCUCAACCGGAUGGUGGGGGAGAUCGAACACGGGCACUUGGGCGGAGACGAUGCCCUGUUCUCCUCCCUGGACUGGCAGUCUCUGGCGGAACUGGUCAAGACUUCUAUCCUGAGGGAGGACAUCAAGCUGAAGUGGUCGGAUGUGUGUGGCAACCAGCGGGCCAUAGAGCUGAUCAAGGAGGCGGUGAUAACCCCCAUUGAGUAUCCCCAGCUCUUCGCCCACGGCCUGAAGCCGUGGCGGUCUCUGCUGCUCCAUGGACCGCCCGGAAGCGGAAAGACUCUGCUGGCCAAGGCCCUCUACUCGGAGACCCAGGGCCAGGUGACCUUCUUCAACAUCACGGCCAGCAUCAUGGUGAGCAAGUGGCGGGGCGAGUCGGAGAAGAUCCUGCGAGUCCUCUUCCACAUGGCCGCCAAGAGGGCUCCCUCGGUCAUCUUCUUCGACGAGAUAGAGAGCUUGACUUCGAAGAGGGAUCGGGCCACGGAUCACGAGAGCUCCAAGAGGUUCAAGAACGAGCUACUCCAGCUGCUGGACGGGAUGGAGCACACUCUCAAAGGAGUUUUCGUCCUGGCCAGCACCAACCUGCCCUGGGACAUAGACGAGGCCUUCCUCCGGCGCUUCGAGAAGAAGCUACUCAUCCAACUGCCCAAUCCGGCCGAGAGGAGCUGCCUGAUUGGACGUCUCUUAGGUACUACCAUCUCCCUGAACGCCAGACUCCUGGAGAGCCUCGUCAAGAUAUCGGACCAGUUCACCGGCGACGAGAUCCGCCUGGCCUGCAAGGAGAUCAGCAUGCACCGGGUGAGGUGCGCCACGAAGCUCCCUGGUGGCCAGGCGGCCAAGGAGCCACAGGCCCUGAUCGAAGCCAAUGUGGAGAAGGCCUUCCGGCAGGUGCGUCCUUUGGGCCAGAAGCUCCUGGCCAAGCACGAGCAGUGGCAGCAGGAGAACGGCUCCUAGGAAGGGGCACCUUCCCAUCCCCCUUUCCUAUUAUUUUACUAAAAAAAUUUAAUAAUAAAUUGAUUAUGUUUGAAGGAAAA